Ostertagia ostertagi is the source of this 984-nucleotide messenger RNA. The record is from the annotation of a GenBank genome assembly. Lineage: Eukaryota; Metazoa; Nematoda; Chromadorea; Rhabditida; Trichostrongylidae.
CUCAAACCGCAAGAAGAAAGCCUCAGUACCCCGCACGCUGGGCUCUGCCGCCUCCGACGUUGGGCGGUACGACGACCGGCGAGAGGCUGCACAAUCUCGGGUUGCGUAGAACGUCAUGGACUCUGGACGAAGACGACACGAGAACACGACAUGGAGAUUGCCUCAGAAUUUGCACUUACAACGCGAGAACUGUCUCCAGUGAUGCCGACCUUCGUUGCCUGCUUGAUGCCGCGACCGCGGCGUCAAAAGUCCAUCUGUAUCAUCAGCUGCUAUUCACCACACAUGGGCGCUGAUGAUUCCGAAUUAGACGCAUUCUACGAUCAGCUGGAGGAAGUCAUCCGCACCGAGAAGCUUGAAAAACGAGCCUUGCACCGCCCGAAGACAAGAAGAUCGGUCGUGUACGAUGAGAACAUCUUGAACGAGUGCCUUUCCCAACACUUGUGGCGGAUCGAUGAGGACCCAACGAAGGAUUACGAAUUGCUACUCGAGGGACUUCAAGCCUGUGCUGAUGCGGCUUCUCUUACUCAGCGAAGGAGCUCCGAACGCAUCUCGACGUCAACGAGAGAACUCUUGAGUAAGCGAAGGAGCCUGCGACUUGAUCCGAAUGCAACCCACCUCGAGCGACUGAUUGCUGACACCAGUUGCAGAAUAGCGCUGCAGGAGGACAUACGACAGUUCAGGCAAAGAAAAAUCCUCGAAGCUGCACAAGGAAGAUCAAGUAUAAAGAAGUGCAAGCGGGACCUCACCGAUCAUCGCGUACCACUUUCUGCUCUCCUGAGAGAGGACGGAACCCUCACUACUUCUAGAAAGGAGAUGGAAUCUAUAGCGGAAACGUUCUACACAAGUCUAUUCCGCUCCUCCACACCCGUACCAGACCCUGUUAUCCCCACUGCCCCCCGACCACCUACGAUCCUUACCUCAGAAGUCCGAGUUGCCAUCGACAGCAUGAAGAAGGGAACUGCUCCCGGACCCGAUAAGAUCUCG